UCUAAAUAUAAACCAGAGAAACACUUUACUUCUUAAUAUUAUUAAUAGUGUUGUCACAAUUGUUUCCAAAAUGGCGUCCCUCACAAAACUAAACUUUGACUACACACAACUGGAUGCAGACCGUCAAAAGUAUGCAACCGGUGAAUUUCGCAAAGGUUUCGGUGUGUUUAAAGGCUACACAAUGCCGGAGAGCUUCAGUUUGAUACAGAAACAAAUCGAUGACUUUGAAGUCUAUGACGAUGAUUUAUGGAUCACAACAUUUCCGAAGUGCGGUACCACAUGGGCACAGGAAAUGAUUUGGAGUAUUUGUCAUGACUUGGAUUAUUCUACUAAUGAACAGGAACUGGAUGAACGUAUGCCGUUCAUAGAGUACUGCUGUAUUUUAUGUCCGCCAAACUCGAAAUUAGUGCCGUUAGACCCAGGAUUUUUGAGUAAUUCAGUGCAAUUAUCACGUGAUAUGAAACGUCCAAGAAUUAUCAAGACACAUUUGCCUUUUGAUCUUCUACCGAGACAAAUACGUACGUUUGAAAGACGUCCAAAGAUAAUUCACAUUUAUCGCAACAUCAAAGACACUUGUGUCUCAUUUUUUCACCACCAAAGACUACUAGAAGGCUUCCGCGGGGAUUUUGACCUCUUUUGGAAACUUUUCAUCACAGGCAAACUGAGCUGGACACCAAUGGACGAUAACGUCCAUAGUUAUUGGAAGCAUCGCUCACAACCCAACUUCCUAUUCCUUCGUUUCGAAGAUAUGAAACGCGACCUACGCAGUGUCGUCCUCCAAACCUGCGAUUUCUUCAAAAAAUCAUUCCCCGAAUCAGAAAUUGAUAAACUAGUAAAAUAUCUAUCCUUUGACUCAAUGCAGAAAAACCCAUGGGUUUCAAAACUACCACUAAUUGAAUAUUGCAAAAAGAUUGGCAUAUGCAUCAAUCAAGAAGGAAAAUUCAUCCGAAAAGGCGCCGCAGGCGAUUACAAAAACAUAAUGAGUGAAGACAUUCAAAAAAUAUUCGAUGAUUACAUAAAAGAAAAACUUAAAGGAACCGAAUUAGUUUUAUAAGUUUUAUAAUAAGCUUUGUCCCGUUACGUGUUAUUAAUAAGUUUUAAAAUAAAUUCCUAGACGAUU
Dalotia coriaria is the source of this 1120-nucleotide messenger RNA. Its product is annotated as luciferin sulfotransferase-like. The record is from RefSeq and is a predicted model, not a curated record. Gene Ontology annotation, biological process: sulfation. NCBI's taxonomy places the organism in Eukaryota, Metazoa, Arthropoda, Insecta, Coleoptera, Staphylinidae. Gene Ontology annotation, cellular component: cytoplasm. Gene Ontology annotation, molecular function: sulfotransferase activity. The transcript has 4 exons. Bases 71 to 1054 code for a protein of 327 amino acids.